Molecule: messenger RNA, 519 nt
Organism: Fusarium coffeatum
Lineage: Eukaryota; Fungi; Ascomycota; Sordariomycetes; Hypocreales; Nectriaceae
Exons: 3
Coding region: 1-519 (172 amino acids)
Cellular component (GO): mitochondrion
Source: RefSeq, a predicted model, not a curated record
AUGCUCCCCCAACGAAUUGCGCGGGCCUCGGCCCUGCGUAGCGGCAUGGCAGCUGCUCGACGACUCCCUACGAUCCAACGCCGAACUUUCCUUCCUGAGCAGUACACCGAUAAGAAGGUUAUCGAUGCGAAGUACCCCGAGCCACCCAGCAUGACCGAGGCGGAGGACCCCGGAAUGAACGGCGGCUACAUCAACCCACCCCGAAUUAAGCGCCAGUUCCGUGAUCCCCAUGCCAACUGGUGGGAUCCUCAGGAGCGACGAAACUUUGGUGAACCCAUUCACGAGGAUAACGAUGUUCUGGGAAUCUUCUCUCCCUGGGAGUACACCUGGACCACCGCUGGUCCUGGUGCUAUCAUGGUCGGAACCUUUAUCGCUGUUUUCCUGAGCGUCACUGGAGUUGUUUACCUUAACUACCCCGAUCGUCCCGCCUACCCCCGAUCAUUUGAGGGUGGUCUUGAGCGAGAGCUCGGUGGUCCAGGAGCUACAAGGGCUCGCAUGGAGGGCGAUGAGGAUCCUUGA